UGUUAGUCUACAAAAAGGAACAGACUUAAACAGGCUUUAAAUCUGUGCAGGUCAAUGGAUAAACCAUGAAGUUUGGAGAUUCAGUGAAGACUUUAAUUUCUUGCACAUUUCUUGUGCUGACCAUUAUUGUCGUUGAAGUAAACGCAUCUGGACUGUGCAUCACAGACGAUGACUGUACUGCAAAGAACACAUUCUGCGAUGAGGGUGGUGUGUGUAUGUGUACUGCUGGUCAUUCACAUUUAAACGGAUACUGCUCACCAGUUUUCGGACGAUCUUGUCUUGAUGACCUUAACUGUGAUGACGGACGAACAUUUUGCAAAGACUCCAAAUGUGUGUGCAACACGUACGAAUGGAAGGAAGAAAACGGCAUCUGCGCAUCUUAUUACGGCUCAUUUUGUUCCGACUGGUCUGAUUGUGGCCUUUCAUACAACUAUGUGUGUGAAGAUAACACGUGCAAAUGUGGAACAGGUUACAAGCUAAAAAGUGGCUUUUGUGAAAAAGUUAUAAACAGUCAAUGUAGAAUGGAUUACAGUACAGAGGACUGCCCACUUGAUCAUGCUGUUUGUAAAAUUCCUUACUGGAAUCAGAAUGAAAUUUAUGGAAAAUGUAAAUGCGAAAGUGGAUUCGAUGAAAAUAAUGGUAUAUGCAUACAAGUUUUAGGAUCCAGCUGUGCAAAUGUAGGCUGUGGCAACACGCUUCACUAUUCCUACAAACAUUUAGAUCCCUCCUUUAAAAGGCCCGAUUAUAACUACUUUUACUGGUCCAGUACAGAUUAUUGGUUCGACUGGUCCUACUAUUAUCACUUACAUCUAUCAUGUAACAUCGACAAUACAUGUGUGUGUGACCAUGGUUUCAAGACAGAUGCUUCUGGAAUAUUCUGCGAACCAGUAUACGGAACUCCAUGUGAAGGUGCAGAUAGUUGCGGUACCUACCAUGGAUACACCUGUGAUUCCAUCUCGAAGCAAUGUGUUUGCGCCGAAAACUACAUUUCUUACAACCAAGAGUGGAGAUAUGUGGACGAUGCUGAAACAAACGAUAAUCUAUACUACUAUGAUAAUCAUGCAUCAACAAUCGUUCAAUUGUGCAAACCUGAGCUCGGACAGUCUUGUUCCAUUGUCAGCUGUGCUUUUGAACAUGCUGACUGUGACGAAAACGACACCUGUUCCUGUGACGAAGGAUAUACAGAGAGUAUUGAUGGCACCUGUCAACAAGUGCUUGGAAUGUCCUGUAUACGUGAAACGUUUUGUCAGAUAGUUCCAGGUGGGUUUUGUGCAGACGAUAACACGUGUAAAUGCAAAGAGGGCUAUUCUCAGGCCGGUCAUCUAUGUCAGUUAGUUUUAGACACUGACUGCACUGCAAACGUUGACUGUCAAUUAGAACAUACAGUCUGUAAUGAAGGAAUGUGCGAAUGCAAAUCUUCAGUUGAUAAAAAUGGCGGACGAUGUUACGGACAAGCUUGCUCUGAUGUUCCUUCAUUACCCGAUAUUCGCAGACGGUCAGUAUCGUAUAUACCUGUUGAAGGAGAACCGAUUAUUGAUGACAGUUGGCUUAAAGAGGGAUGGUACACUAUUGGCAGGCAUUCAAUUCACUGGAGUACAGAAUCUCCUCCGGAAUCGGGAAAUUGCACUACGUUCUAUCCCGUAUAUUUGACAGACCCAAUUUCAACAAGUCAGCAAGAUGCAUUGGCUGCAGGUGAAGACAUAAUAGUAACAGCUAAAGUCGGAAACAUGGACCUAUAUGGACAUAGUGAACAAGUAAAUUUGACAUUGCGGCAAUGCGGACAGGAUACCCAUGUCUACGUAACUCCGCCUUCGACACAUUUUUCAGGGAUUUGUCUAGAUAAUGAAGAUAUCCCUGAUAUUACACGGUCAACGGGCAUUAAGGCCACAGUUCUGACAGACCUACUUUUUACUAACCAAACAGUAGAUAACGUAACAAAACACACGCCUUAUAUCGUGUUUUCCUGUGUCGCCUCUGAGUUUGUUAUAACUUCUACAUAUGAAAGAUACCCAUAUGAGGGAUACGUAACGGAUGAUGACGUAUUCUUCUAUUACGUUCACUGGUAUAUUGACAGUGUACACUUCAGAACCAUAGGACCCUUAAGAAGAUAUUCAUUUAUAAAUGGGUCAUCAAUCUUUGAAAUGGACAUCAUAGAGGCUGGAUAUAAAUUAGGAUUUGGGAUACGUUGCACAUUUGAAAUAUCAGAAAACCCGAACGGCCAAAACUCGCUCCUAGCAAUAAGUGAAGAAAUCUUCACAGGAUUUCAACCGCAUCACAUAUAUAUUAAUGAAAGUACUGACAACUACUUCUUUCAUCUGAUAUCGAGCUCACCACUUGGUUGUGAAACAACUGAAGAAAACGGCGACGGAACCUGCGAUUUGUUCUGGCCGGUACUUAUGGAAGACGAUGGUGUAUGGUGUAAUCAGCCUGUCUCAGAAAAUGAGCACCAUGAACUUUGCAGAGUUUUUGUUCGUGGCUGUUCGUAUGGAAAAUAUAUGAAUAACUGGGGUUCCUGGUGGUCUUUAUCGCAAUGGGAAAACAACUAUAACCAUCACUAUGAUUAUAACCAUACAGUAACUGAUGAUGUGGAUUGGUAUUUCAGCAAUAACACUUCAGAACUUUUGGGAGUGUAUAUAGAUAUACAGGGUACAGCAAAAACUGGUUCGAUGAAAAUCAAGUUCGGUCCAACAGAAACAACAACUGGUCAUAUGAUAUGGAACAAUUAUAAAAUGCCAGACAUAAAUCUACAUAUAGAAAGAAGUCCGACUGUGAAAGAGGCAUGCAAGAUAUCAAUAGUCAAUAUUCCUGUCCUGACCAAAGAAACAGACUGGACAUUUGCUUUCAGCACUGAAAACGUUGAAAUUGACCAGGUUGGGGAAUUUAUCAUGUACCGCAGCACCAAGAUACCUGUUUAUGUCCAAAUACAGACGGAAGCAUGCAGCUGGACUACAAAUGGUGUGUGUUUAUGUGCAGUUAAUUACAGAGACGGGGACAAUACAUAUAUAUAUAGCUAUUGCAAUGGAUUGAUGAGAAUUGGUCAAACAAACGGAGAAUUGACAAAUCGCCGGAUAGAUCAUGUAACGCUGAUUAAUGAUAUUGCCUUGGAUAUAGAGACAUGGAAUAAUAGGAUUGUUAAUGUCAGCCUAAAUACUAACCACAGUGGCUCCACGUUAGAGGAUGGGGAGGGACUCUGUAUGUUCUCACCUGGCUCGUACAAACAUAGAAGUGGAACUGAAGAGACAGAUAGUGACGGAUUCUUAUCAAGCUGGCGAUUACUCAUAAAUGAGAGUUUGCUUAAUCCACUCAAUCACAAGGCUGUGUCUUGGCUAGAUGAAUAUACACAAUGUGGUUGCCCAGACAAUACUGAAAUUUUGCAAGAAAGGGAGGAGACGUACUAUUACAAUGAUACAUACAGUUAUAAUUAUACUUCCUACUUGUAUACAAAUGAAUGGUAUAGCAGCCAUUACAAUGUUCACUGGGGAUUCAUACGAUGUUUUGCGGAGAGCAUCUGCAAGGUUAACCACUCUGGAGGCGGUGAAUGGUCUGGGUCACUGCUUCCGGUUUUUUCUGUUACAAGUGUAAAAGCCCGCAUGGAAAUCAGAUAUGAUCGGAAAUGGCCCCUUCUCCAUUUGUUUUGUGAUUUUGAAGGUCGGGAUGGAUACCAGUACGGUAUAACAUGGAAGGCUGAUGACGACGUUGUGUACACAUCACCUCUGCAAGACUAUUCUUCUGUGGAAAAUUUUAACAUAACUAACGAUGAUUUACACACUGACAAAUUUUUAUUAGAAGUGAAGUUUUCAUGUGGUGUCAGCAUUCACGAUGUAUCUGGUGCAGAACUUAUUAGUUCGCAAUACAGUGAUGCAAUCUCUGCUGUGGAGUUUGUGACGACCGAAUUGCUUAUGCCUAGAGGUGGUGAUGUAUUGAUACAGAUCAGGUUAAACAUUCCGCUUGUUUGCACAAAAGGGCAUCCUUGUUCCUUUGACUUCAAAUUAUUUGGCACAGGUAACGACUGUUCCCAUUCAUCUAUUGCAAUUAAAGGCCGACAAACAUGCGGACAACGAAUAAUUGGUACAUCCACUGAAGAUGAGCUUGUAAACGAGGCACGCAUCAUCAAUAUCACAGUAACCACAACAAAUAACGCAAAGUAUUCGUUAAAAGAUACAUUCUAUCUUAAGGUGAAAUUGGCUGCAUAUGGAGAUACCAGUCCAUUUUGGUUACACACUUUUAGCCAGGUUUUAACGGUAUUUGUUCGAGAUGAUGAAAACUACUGGCAAAGAAAUUACUGUUAUGCAAACAAUGAUCCGAGAAUGCGGACGUUUGAUGGACAGUACUAUAAUCAUAUGCUGACUGGAUUGUUUGCAUUAAUGAGGCAUAAGCUGUUGCCGGUUGAGGUUCAGCUUGAGACUCGUCAGUGUGGAGGCUGGCGUGUUGCGUGUGCAUGUGGAGUUACCAUACGUGCUGGACGGGAUGUAUUUACUAUUAACCAUUGCCAUGGUGACCACGUAACAGGUUAUUUGCUGGCUGACGAUCGUAUCUUGAGAGUAAUGAAAAGAACUGCACAUCGAUAUCAAAUAUACCUACCACACGGCACCAUGGUAGAUGUGCGUAUCUCCUCUUGGAAUGGUUUCAUGGUCAAUGUUUUCAUUUAUCCCUCUCCGGCUGAUAUGAAACAUGUAGAAGGUCUUUGUGGUAAUUUUAAUGGUGACUGGGGAGAUGACUUGAUACACAGCGAUGGAAAUGUCACUAGUUCAAGUCGGUAUUACUGGUGGCGGUAUGACCCUGACCCUGAAGAUUUUGUUCAGUCCUGGGGACUCGCCUUUACUAAUGACCUAGACUUGACUGAUGUUGAUGAGAUUGAUGCAACCUUACACAGUUGGUAUGAGAAUGAUGUUUUCUGUGUUUGUACCGGAACUGAUGGCGAUGGAGAAAUAAAGUGCUCUGCAAACGAGCAGGACACAUGUAUGACAAAGCCCGAUAAACCAGGAGUAGAUCUCUAAAUAACUGUGCGAAAUAAGAGAUCUGUUGUCAGCCCGAUACACGAAAACAAACACAGACUAACAAAAAUGCGUGAAAAACGUGCUGUAGUUUCCAAGACGGGCAUGAUCUUUAAGAGAAUCGUCAAACGGAAUGCAAUUAGCAUUGAAGAUGCGAUUGCCCGCUGCAACACAACAUUAUCCAGUGACUGCGUUGUCAUCACAGCUUCAAGUGACGGUGUUAAUGUAACAUUAGAAGAACUGAUUAU
Messenger RNA from Mercenaria mercenaria, 5242 nucleotides. RefSeq lists its product as uncharacterized. The coding region runs from base 66 to 4997 and encodes 1643 amino acids. NCBI's taxonomy places the organism in Eukaryota, Metazoa, Mollusca, Bivalvia, Venerida, Veneridae. The record is from RefSeq and is a predicted model, not a curated record. The transcript has 32 exons.